AUGUACACGAAAGCCAGACCGUUUCUUCCUUCGCUUCUGCACCUAUGGGAACUGCAGCUUCCCGCAGAAGACUUUCCGGAAUGUCUGGACUUCCCGACAACGAGCCAGCUGUCCGAGGACGCACGGAUUGUCCGACCCAUCCUUCACCGCCUGAAGCAGCGGACGUUCUUCCGCAUUUUUAAGCUGUCUCUGCUGGCAGACACUUGUGCAGAUCCACGACUGAAUAGUUUGCUGCGAGACAAUGCCGGCAAAUGCUCGGAGCCCCAGCGGUGUGGCCUCUGUCAGUGUUCUGAUGACGAAAUCCCCCAGACGUGGUUACAAAAACCAGACGAAGAGUUCGUGGAUAGACGUCACGCCGCGUCUUUCACUCGGUGGACACAAGACCAAUCGAGCAGGCAACCGGAUGAUCCAUUCUCAAUGUUCAAAACACCUAAACGGCUGCAAGCGGACGACCCCGUCUUUCAAAGCGCGGGCAGCAAGGGACCCGGUGUGUACGUCGACCUCCUUCUGAAUCCUCCGUGUUUCACGAAGUAUGAGGGUGGAGUCGUAUGGCGCCUCUUGUACGAACAGGUGCCGAUACAUCCCAGGACAGGCAAUGCGAGGGUUUCAGCAGGCGGUAGCGCAUCCCAGGACGUGACUGCCUCGUUUCUAGAUGACCUGACCGCUGUUCAGCCAGGACGCGCUCUCGGAGAUUGGGUUUGUUCGAACAACGCAAACCUUCAGCGACUUCUAUCCGGCAUGCAAGCCAAUAUUGCUGCUCUUGCAGCAGAAAACUUCAACGCCGUCGCAGAUCCACCGCCCCCGCCAUCGUUGCCCAUGACUACGCCUUUCCCUUCCCGCUCGAACGGCGAUGGAGGCAAUGGUGCACCCGCGCCUCCUGUGUUCAGUUCCAACAUGGAUUUUUUCCGCGCACGUCUGGCUCUUCAUCCCCUUCGUGUCCAAAACUUAUACUUCACUUUCGGAAUUCUGCUGCGCGCCGCAUGUGGCCUCAGUGAUAUCCUGCAGGAAUGUUCAUGUGAAACUGGAAACAGCCGCGAGGACCUUUCGACUCGGGCAGAGCUGCUUCACAUGUUGAACGUGACGACGUCGUCGUUAGCUGCAUGCUCCGCAGAGUUCAUGAAGAAACCUUUUUUCGAGAGCUCCAACUUGCAGUUCCUGCAGUCCACCGAGGGUAUCGACAGCAUCUUGCGAUGCGUACCGUGCGAGAAGUGCCGUCUUCAUGGGAAGAUAAAACUGACCGCAUUACACAUUGCCGCUAGAAUGCUGUCGUCAUCGGGGGCGAUGCCGUCGCUUGAACGUAAUCAGGUCACUGCGCUCAUUAACGCGUUAUAUUACUUCGCAGAGUCCAUCAGGGUGGUGGAGCACAUGCAAGACCGGAUAUUCCUGCAUAACAUUUGCGUGUACGCCUGCCUGGUCGCGACUGUUUUGCUACUUGUCUUGCUCGUUGUUUACUUUGUAUGGAGCACAAAGACGCGUGCGAGGAGAAAGCACCACCAGAAGGUCAUGCUGGAGGUGAAAUUUCGAAGUACUUCUAUAAAGAAGAGAGCAAAGUCAGCCUAA
Molecule: messenger RNA, 1560 nt
Organism: Besnoitia besnoiti
Lineage: Eukaryota; Apicomplexa; Conoidasida; Eucoccidiorida; Sarcocystidae
Product: putative endoplasmic reticulum oxidoreductin
Exons: 6
Coding region: 1-1560 (519 amino acids)
Biological process (GO): protein folding in endoplasmic reticulum
Cellular component (GO): endoplasmic reticulum membrane; endoplasmic reticulum
Molecular function (GO): thiol oxidase activity; protein-disulfide reductase activity; FAD binding
Source: RefSeq, a predicted model, not a curated record